AUGGCAAUCCACUACCUGAUUCUGCUGUCCCGCCAGGGCAAAGUGCGCCUUGCAAAGUGGUUCACCACCCUCUCGCCAAAGGAUAAGGCCAAGAUCAUCAAGGAUGUGACUCAACUCGUGCUGUCCCGCCGGACGCGGAUGUGCAAUUUCCUGGAAUACAAAGACACGAAAGUCGUCUACCGCCGCUACGCCUCCCUCUUCUUCAUCGCCGGAUGUGCGUCGACCGAUAACGAGCUGAUCACCCUCGAGGUCGUGCACCGCUACGUCGAGCAGAUGGACAAAUACUAUGGCAAUGUGUGCGAGUUGGAUAUUAUCUUCAAUUUCCAGAAGGCGUACUUCAUCUUAGAUGAGCUGCUGCUCGCGGGCGAGAUGCAGGAGAGUAGUAAGAAGAAUGUGCUGAGGUGUAUCAGCCAGCAGGAUAGCUUGGAGGAUAUGGAGGUUGAGGAAGAUGUGGUUACGAAGAUCAUGUAG
Molecule: messenger RNA, 471 nt
Organism: Aspergillus puulaauensis
Lineage: Eukaryota; Fungi; Ascomycota; Eurotiomycetes; Eurotiales; Aspergillaceae
Product: AP-1 complex subunit sigma
Exons: 5
Coding region: 1-471 (156 amino acids)
Biological process (GO): protein transport; vesicle-mediated transport
Cellular component (GO): intracellular membrane-bounded organelle; AP-1 adaptor complex
Molecular function (GO): clathrin-cargo adaptor activity
Source: RefSeq, a predicted model, not a curated record